AUGCAAGGAACUAUUAUUGAGAAUUUAAGCGGCAAAAAGCUUUCAGUGCUUGUGGUGCUGUUGAUUAUCGCACAAAUAGUUUGCUUUUUAAUUGGCGGUCUCGUUGCACCUAGACCUGCAAGCAGCCAAAACAUAUUAGGAACACCAUGUAGAGAUAUUCGUAUCAAUGGGUCUGAACCAGGUGGAGGAAAAUGGUUUUAUUCACGUGGAAAAGGCUCUUGUAUACCAGUUCGAUUCGAAGAAUUUGAUAAUCAUCACCAGGCAUUCCAAGUUGUUUAUGUAUUUCAGAUGCCUAUUCCUCGGGCUAAUGAAGUAUUAGAUUAUUCAAGAUGGCAACAAAAUCUCAUUGGAGUCUUGCAAGUAGAUAUCACCUAUCACAGUCAAAUGGAAAUAGCUCCUAAAACAAAAAUCACUUUGGAUGCUAGACUUGCAUAUAGAAACAAAGGAGAUCCAGAUGAUGCGUGGAAACCGUAUGGUGCCUCUGUUGUGGAAAGAAUUCUAGAAUGUAGCAUUGACACGAAUAUGGAACAAUACAUAUAUAACUGCAGCACUGUGCCAUUAUUUGAAUUGGGAUCUUUAUAUCAUGAUUAUUACCUUUUGAAUAUUCGUUUGCCAGCUGAUACUGAGAAAAAUAUUAACCAAGGUUUAGGUCAUAUUACCGACUUGUGGCUUACAGUCAUUAACCAAAAUGGAGGAUUUACAAAAGUUUGGGUGAGCUUGAAAACCAUCUAUUUCCCAAUUGUACUGUGCAUUCUUGUCUGGCACUGGAGAAGAGUGAACAUGUUAUCAAGAGCACCAGCAUUGCUAGAAUAUAUGCUCUUAGCACUAGGCUCUGCACUCACUUUUCUAAACAUGCCUUUGGAAUACAUGACUCUUGCUUUUGAUAUGCCAUUUAUGUUGCUUUUGGGAGAUAUCAGACAAGGUGUAUUUUAUGCAACACUUCUAUCCUUUUGGUUAGUGUUUGCAGGUGAACAUCUUAUGAUUCAGGAAGGUGAACAAAGAAAUACAUUAAAAUGUUACUGGCGACAUCUUUCCGCUGUUGGUGUGGGAUGCCUUUCGCUCUUCAUGUUUGACAUGUGUGAGCGUGGAGUUCAAUUAAGAAAUCCAUUUUACUCAAUCUGGGUUACAGAGAUCGGUACAAAGUUGGCUUUGUCUUUUAUAAUACUAGCUGGUGUAUCUGCUGGAAUUUAUCUAUUAUUUCUGACAUACAUGAUAUGGAAAGUGUUCAUGAAUAUUAGCGCCAAACGGGCUGCGUUGCCUAGUAUGAGUUCAGCUCGGCGUUUGCAUUAUGAAGGAGUCAUUUAUCGCUUCAAAUUUUUAAUGAUAACCACAUUACUUUGCGCUUCACUGACAGUUAUUGGAUUCAUUCUUGGACAGGUAGCAGAAGGCCAAUGGAAAUGGGAUGAAGACAUAGAACUCGAAAUGACUUCUGCUUUUUUCACUGGAGUAUAUGGAAUGUGGAACAUUUAUAUUUUGGCACUUCUGUGUCUUUAUGCACCAUCGCAUAAACAAUGGCCAAUCGAACCGUCCGAAAAUAGUGUCAGCGAUGAAAUUGAAUUUGCAAGACUUCCAACAGACCCAAACGAAAUGUUAUCCCUGACGGCAUUCGCACGCAAAUCGGCCAUGGAAUAAAUAACAUUUUGGAAAAAGAGAAGAUUCAAAUCUGACUUCAUUAAGCGCAGAUACUUCUUCAAGAUAAAAAUGGAAUGAUAACACAUGAAAGUGGUUUUAAAACAUUUAUAGUAAAAACGACUGAUAUUCUUUAUAUUUACACUGCGAUUUUUAACAAUGUAUUGAUCGACAACGGUAGUAUUACCUAUCUUAUAAGAGUUUCUAUAUUUUAUCGUACAUUUUAAAAAGAAAUUUAGGAAUGACCAUGCACAAUUGCAUUAAUUUAUUGCGAAAGAAGUUUCUUUAAUAGUAAGAAUAUAUACAUUACCAAAUGAGCCAUUUCUUGUCAUUCUAAACAUCUUUAUUUGAUCAUACUGAGAACUCGGAUUUGAAAAUUGUAUAAUAUAUAAACAUUGCAAUUUGUUUCAGUCUUCCAUUUUUAUGAAUGCAGUUGUGUUCAUUGAAUCUGUCUUUUAUGUUAAUAGAUCUCUUCGGUAUUUAAGCAAUUUGGAGCAUUUAAAUGUUUUUAUUCUGUAUAUUGUAACGUCGAAAUUUAAGCUAACACAUCUUUCGCAAUUCUUAUGAGACAUAAAAGUAAUUUUUUUCGAUUCUCCUUUCGCGGUACUUAAAUUUCACGGCAGCAAUAUGAAAAGUUUUGUUAAUAUAAUCAUUAGUACUGUAAACCGUUCAUAUAAUCGAUUGAUGUGACGAUAGUAUUUAUUAAUCAUAGUAAGAAACACAGUCAUUAUAACAAUAUAGAUUAAUUUUGUGUUCCAUUGUGUAAUAGAACAUAUCAGUAUUGGGCAUUUAAUUAUAAUUAAUCAUCUAUAGAUUCAACCACAUUAAAAUAUAGUAUUAACAAAUCAGUAUUGGCCAAAAGAAGUAUUCCUUCUUUUAAACGUUUUUCAAACUAAUUUUACGUAAAAUAAUUAUUAAAAAAUUUAGCUAUGUAGCGACUGUAACUUAAUUGAAAUAUUUGAAUAAGGUCUAAUAAUAAUACACAAGAUUUCUUGUUGCUGAUACCAUAUUUAUGUCCUUAUUCAUUCGUAUUCUGUAGUUUUCUAGAUUUGUAAUCAAUAUAAUAUAUGAAGUCUGUACUUAUUGGAAAUUAUACAUUGCAUUGAAUUUG
Cephus cinctus (wheat stem sawfly) is the source of this 2740-nucleotide messenger RNA. It is a transcript of the gene wls, whose product is annotated as protein wntless. The record is from RefSeq and is a predicted model, not a curated record. Gene Ontology annotation, molecular function: Wnt-protein binding. Lineage: Eukaryota; Metazoa; Arthropoda; Insecta; Hymenoptera; Cephidae. Bases 1 to 1632 code for a protein of 543 amino acids. The transcript has 11 exons. Gene Ontology annotation, cellular component: endomembrane system; organelle membrane. Gene Ontology annotation, biological process: Wnt signaling pathway; intracellular protein transport; Wnt protein secretion.